AAUUUCUUCAUAAAAACAUGAAUAAAGCUAUAGCAUUAGUUGCUUCUUCAUUCUUGAUUUUGUUGUUGGCUUCUCCAACUGUUUUUGCAACAGAUUACACUGUUGGAGAUGCCUCCGGAUGGACCCUUGAAGUUGAUUACACCAAAUGGGCUACAGGGAAAGAAUUCAAAGUUGGUGAUACUCUAACAUUCAAGUAUUCCCCAAGCUUCCACCAACUGGACGAAGUGAGCGAAAUUGACUUCAAUAGCUGCAAUUCAAGCAAACCAAUCCAAAGUUACAAAGAUGGCAACACCAAGAUCACACUUUCGAAGGCAGGGCGCUUCUUCUUCCUGUGCCCAAUCGGUAAUCACUGCUCUCGUGCCAUGAAACUUGCAGUCACUGUUUGUAUUUGAAUGUGACAAGAUUUCGUUCGAGACGAAACAGAGUUAGAAUCUUGAUGAAUCGACUCUUACCUGUUCUGGUAUAUAUAUAUAUAUAAUAUAAAAGUUAAUACAGAAUAAAGUAUGACAGGGUAUAUAGUGCGAAUAUUUACCUAUAUUCAUUGUUGUCAUCCCUAGUUUCUAGUGAUGAUACCCAAUUUACUGGGGAUUUG
Arachis ipaensis is the source of this 592-nucleotide messenger RNA. The record is from RefSeq and is a predicted model, not a curated record. NCBI's taxonomy places the organism in Eukaryota, Viridiplantae, Streptophyta, Magnoliopsida, Fabales, Fabaceae.